Molecule: messenger RNA, 662 nt
Organism: Strongylus vulgaris
Lineage: Eukaryota; Metazoa; Nematoda; Chromadorea; Rhabditida; Strongylidae
Source: the annotation of a GenBank genome assembly
AUGGCAUAUGCAAUCGAUGUCGCAUUAGCGAUAGCUUGCAUCAGGUACUAUGCUGGAUAUGCCGAUAAGUAUCAUGGAAAAACAAUUCCCAUCAGAGGUAACUUUUUCACCUACACGCGACACGAGGCAGUUGGAAUCUGCGGACAGAUUAUCCCAUGGAAUUUUCCUAUCCUUAUGCAAGCUUGGAAACUUGGGCCUGCCCUUUCUAUGGGGAACGUGGUAGUUAUGAAACCCGCAGAACAAACUCCUCUGUCAGCUUUACAUGUGGCCGCUCUCAUUAAGGAGGUUGAUCUUCAUGUAGACGAAAUGGACAUUCCUCAAAUGCUUACUGUGAGUUCAUCUAGCAAAGCCCAAGAGGAUAGCACUGUUCGAGUUCAUCGGGCUUCUAAAGGCGAACGCUCACAACUGAAGAAAUCAGAAAACAUCAAAUUGGACUACGCUGUCAAACAAGCUCAUGAAGCUUUAUUCUUUAAUCAAGGACAAGUGUGUUGUGCAGGAUCCCGAGUUUUUGUUGAAGGAAAGAUUUAUGAUGAUUUCAUCGCCAAAUCGAAGGAAUUGGCUGAGAAAAGGGUUCUUGGUGACCCAUUCGAUUUGAAGACUGAACAAGGCCCUCAGGUAAAGUACUUUUGUUCUAGAGGGGAGAAGGGUGUGAUUAGGUAAGA